Acipenser ruthenus (sterlet) is the source of this 1117-nucleotide messenger RNA. RefSeq lists its product as uncharacterized. Bases 31 to 771 code for a protein of 246 amino acids. The transcript has a single exon. NCBI's taxonomy places the organism in Eukaryota, Metazoa, Chordata, Actinopteri, Acipenseriformes, Acipenseridae. The record is from RefSeq and is a predicted model, not a curated record.
UCUACCUGUCUGUCUGCUAUUUCCUCCUGGAUGCACUCGCAUCACCUCAAACUCAACCUAUCUAAAUCUGACCUCCUUUUCUUUCCCUCCUCCUCCCCCUCCUCUGAUCUCUCUAUCUCUGUUCCUCUGGAAUCUACCACACUCUCUCCCUCUUCCUCAGCUAAGAACCUUGGAGUCACCCUGGACCCCUGCCUCUCUUAUUCCCAGCACAUCUCCACUCUGGCACGCACUUGCAGAUUCUUCCUGAGCAACAUCCGAAGAAUCCGACCCUUCCUCACCAACUAUGCUACCCAGCUCCUGGUCCAGGCCCUGGUACUCUCCCGCCUAGACUACUGCAACUCCCUCCUGGCUGGCCUCCCUGCGUCCGCCACCCGUCCGCUCCAGCUCAUCCAGAACUCUGCUGCUCGCCUGGUGUUCUCUCUACCUCGCUUCGCCCACGCUACUCCACUACUCCGCUCGCUCCACUGGCUCCCGAUCACCGCUCGCAUCCAGUUCAAGACUCUUGUACUAGCCUACAGAUGCCUUGAUCAGACUGCACCCAGCUACCUCCAGACCCUCAUCUCUCCCUACACCCCCACUCGACCUCUCCGCUCCGCCUGCACUAGAAGACUGGCUCCACCUCCGCUACGCUCCCCUGCCUCCCGAGCCCGCUCCUUCUCCACCCUUGCUCCGCAGUGGUGGAACGACCUUCCUACAGAUGUCAGGACUGCCCAGUCCCUGACCACAUUCCGGCGCCUCCUUAAGACUCACCUCUUCAAACAGCACCUGUAGAACUCCUCUGUUGUAUCCUGGGACACUAUCACCCUUCAUUUAAAUAUGCUUUAUUUUGCUCUUAUCUGCCCCCUAUUUUACUGCAUUUAAUCCUGUACCUCAGAAUAUUGUAAUCUGCCAAGUGUUUAAUCUGUAGUAUUUUGUACUUAAUCAUAUCCUGAUGUAACUAUCACUAUUUAAUCAUAUCCUGAUGUAACUUUCACUAUUAUCUGCUGUAUUAUUGAAUUGUGGUUUGUCACACUUGAGAAUUAUUGUAUUUCUUGUUCUUAUUGUAUGACUUAUAUUGUAACACUUGAAUGUAUUUGCUUGCGAUUGUAAGUCGCCCUGGAUAAGGGCGUCUGCUAAG